UAAACUCAUAAGCACAGCAAGCUUGAUCAUCUCUCAAUCCAACAGAUUCCAAAAACCGAGCUAGAAUAUCAUAUAAGCAACGCAACUAAGCUUAGUUCUGAGUGGAACGUCUAGUGAACGCGACGAACUAAAGCGUGCCAGCAAUUCAAAGCGUUUAAGCAUAGAACAAAUUAGAAAAGUUGUGUCGUAAGGCAAAUAAUACUUGUAAUAAUAAGUGAUUAUGACAUAAAUGCCAAUAAAAAUAUAAGAAGAACGUCUAAAAAUCCCCUUUAAGUGCGAGCACACGCUUUAUUAAAAUAAAAAAAAAAAACAUUUACAUACAUACAAACACUCAUUUGCGCUAAACUCAGCAAUUUCCAAGAAUUUCGUAUUAGUGUAUUACAACAACAAAGAAAGCGAUGCAUUACAACAAAGUUUUUUGGCUGCUAUUAGCCGCCACAUUGUUGCAAGCGGCAAGCGCACAAUUUUAUUAUUCCUGUGUGACACCAUACAACACCUACGGACGCUGUGUGCCGUUCAACAAAUGUGGCUUCGUGAAAAAGCUCUUCGAGCAGUUUCAGCUGUCGGUGCCGGCAAACUAUCAAGAGGAUAUAAUAAAAGCACGUUGUCACGUGUAUCCGGAUACGGGGGUACAUAUUUGCUGCGAUGAGAGUCUCUCACCAACACCCCCACCUACAGCAUCUACACCCCCACCUACACCAACGAUAGAUCCAGAAGGCUUGAGAAUAUUGCGUGAUCAAGCAUGUGGCAAAGCUGGCGCGGAUCGUGUAUCCCAUGGGAAAGAUGUCUCACUGUACGAGUUCCCAUGGAUGGCGCUACUGAUUUAUGAUACCGAUGAGGACCGUUACAAAUGUGGUGGAUCAUUAAUAACAGAUAGAUUCGUUUUGUCCGCAGCGCAUUGUAUGGUGGGCGUGCCAGAUAGAAUAAUUGGUGUUCGUUUGGGAGAGCAUGAUUUAUCAAAGCCCGUAGACUGCUUACCAGUAAACAAACGUAUCUGCGCACCGCCUGUGGAAGACAUCGGCGUUGAGAAGACAAUCCCACAUUCGGAUUACAACAAUGCACGCAAAGUCAACGAUGUCGCUUUGAUCAAACUGAAUCGUGCGGUGACUAUUACUCGACAUAUCAAGCCAAUCUGCUUGCCCAUCAUACCAGAAGCGGCGGCAAUACCACAAGAUAAACGCUUCUUCAUAGCGGGUUGGGGCGGCACAGAGAAUAGCAAAACGUCCGAUAUCUUACAAAAGGCACUGGUGCCAUUUAAAACACGCAUGCAAUGCCAACAUGUCUUCAAGCGUACAAAUAUUAAUGAAAAUCAUCUUUGCGCCGGCGGCGAUGGACUCAUCGACACCUGCAAAGGUGACUCUGGUGGACCGCUCUUCUAUUUAUCACCGUACCUGACCGCAUCAUUUCAGAAAACCCAGCGCUAUGUCCAAUACGGCAUUGUUUCCUUUGGUGGCACGGAAUGUGGCAGCGACAGAAAUUCACCGGGCAUUUACACAAAUGUUACACACUUUAUACCAUGGAUUACAAGAAACAUUGCGCAAAAUUUAGAAUAAUUGCGAAAUUAUUUGUAUUUGUAUUUGUAUUUGUGCAAUAUCUUUUGUUGUGUUGUCUUCACGAAAAGCAUCACUUGAAGCCAUAUUUUUAUUCUUAUUUAGAUAAUCUAAUAAUAUAUACUAUAUAUGUACAUACAAACUUACAUAUAUAGAUUAGGUUAUAUACAUAUAAAUGAAGUGCCGUAGAAUUAGCACCAUGUUGGGCUAAAAAUCAAAAAUAAACAAGACUAAGUAUUUGAUAAUUUUAAAA
Zeugodacus cucurbitae (melon fly) is the source of this 1803-nucleotide messenger RNA. Its product is annotated as serine protease grass. The record is from RefSeq and is a predicted model, not a curated record. Bases 399 to 1553 code for a protein of 384 amino acids. Gene Ontology annotation, molecular function: serine-type endopeptidase activity. The transcript is spliced from 6 exons. Gene Ontology annotation, biological process: proteolysis. NCBI's taxonomy places the organism in Eukaryota, Metazoa, Arthropoda, Insecta, Diptera, Tephritidae.